AACACUUUGAAGGCAUUCAGUCGACUAAUUGGCAGACAAUGAGGUUUAAACCGCCGCCUCUUAACCAACAGUCCAUCGGUUGGAGAGUAGAGUUCCGUCCGAUGGAGAUCCAGAUGACUGACACACAGAACGCAGCCUUUUCUGUGUUCGUUAUAUUGUUGUCCAGAAUUGUAUUGAAAUAUAAACUCAAUUUCAUUAUUCCUAUGUCUAAAAUACACCAAAACAUAACAACAGCCCUUAAAAGGGAUGCCAUCAAUAGAUGCAAAUUCUGGUUCAGAAAAGACAUCUUCACUCAAAAUACACCACAAAUUCAUUGUUUCAAAAAAAAUAGAAACAGAUAUGAGAGCGAAGAGGAGUCGUAUAUAGAGAUGUCUAUCAAUGAGAUAAUGAAUGGUUACGGAAAUGAAUUCCCGGGUUUAAUACCACUAAUCAGGGAAUACGUCAAAACUGAACCGGAGCCUAACGCGAUCCCAAACCCGGAACCUAAGCCUAAAGCCAUAGCCAAAGCUAUUCCCGACCCCGAAGACAGUCUCUCUCCCAAAACCUCUCCCGAUUCUGAAGGCGAUUCUGAUUCCGAGGAUGACUAA
Molecule: messenger RNA, 587 nt
Organism: Medioppia subpectinata
Lineage: Eukaryota; Metazoa; Arthropoda; Arachnida; Sarcoptiformes; Oppiidae
Source: the annotation of a GenBank genome assembly